AUGCCUUCUGAUUCCGAGGAUGUGGUCGAAGAGAAUCACGACGCAGGCAUCUCUUCCGACGAAGACGACGGAGUGCCUCGCCCUGUAGUUGCAACCGAUCUCUACGAGGUUCUCGGUGUCAAGGAGGAUGCGACUCAGGACGAGAUCAAGUCUGCCUACCGGAAGCUGGCCUUGAAGCAUCACCCAGACAAGGUUCCUGCCGACCAGAAAGAGGAAGCGCAUACCAAGUUCCAGCAGAUUGCCUUCGCUUAUGCGAUCUUGUCGGACGAACGGCGCCGCAGGCGAUUCGAUCGCACCGGCAGCACUGCGAAAGCGGCCGCCAGCGACGAAGAUUUCGACUGGGCAGAAUUCUACAGAGACCUGUACUCGAACUCGGUCGAUACGGAUGCGAUUGACAACAUAAAGAAGGAGUAUCAGGGCUCUGCAGAAGAAGAGAAGGAUAUCCUGGAGGCGUUCGACCGCCACAGAGGCGACAUGGACCGCGUCUACGAGUCGGUGAUGCUGAGCAAUGUGCUCGAUGAUGAUGAGCGGUUCCGCACUAUUAUUGACAAGGCUAUUGCCGAGGGCAAGGUGGAGGGUUACAAGAAGUACACAGAUGAGCCGGCGAAAAAGCGCCAGGCGAGAAUCAAGCGGGCGCAGCAGGAAGCAAAGGAAGCUGAGGAGCUGGCCAAGGUGCUUGAGGAGAAGAAGAAAACGAAGACAGAACACAAGGAAAAGGCCAUGAAGAAGACGAAGUCGAAGAAGAUCUCUGAUCUUGGUGAUCUCGCUGCCGUUAUCAAACAACGACAAGCCAACCGCAUGGAGUCGCUCAUAGGCAGAUGGCAGACAGAGGCGCUGACGCUCGAGGAAGGCGGCAGCAAGCGCCAGAAACGGAAGGCUGUUUUUGAGGAGCCGCCCGAGGAAGCAUUUGCUGCCACCGCUGCUCGACAGGCUUCCAAGAAGAAGAAGAAGUCGAAAGCAUGA
Molecule: messenger RNA, 963 nt
Organism: Aspergillus thermomutatus
Lineage: Eukaryota; Fungi; Ascomycota; Eurotiomycetes; Eurotiales; Aspergillaceae
Product: DnaJ domain protein
Exons: 2
Coding region: 1-963 (320 amino acids)
Cellular component (GO): cytoplasm; nucleus
Molecular function (GO): heat shock protein binding
Source: RefSeq, a predicted model, not a curated record